Vicia villosa (hairy vetch) is the source of this 435-nucleotide messenger RNA. RefSeq lists its product as uncharacterized. The coding region runs from base 1 to 435 and encodes 144 amino acids. The transcript has a single exon. Lineage: Eukaryota; Viridiplantae; Streptophyta; Magnoliopsida; Fabales; Fabaceae. The record is from RefSeq and is a predicted model, not a curated record.
AUGACGGAAGUUAAAUUCCUUGGUCAUGUUAUAUCACAAGGAGGAGUGGCUAUGGAUCCAUCAAAAGUAGAAGCAUUGGUCAACUGGGAGAGGCCUAAGAAUGUUUCAGAGGUUAGAAGCUUCUUGGGUCUAGCCGGAUAUUAUCGGAGAUUCAUCAAGGGAUUUUCUCAAAUAGCCUUACCUUUAUCCCGACUCACUCGAAAGGAAACUCAGUUUGUGUGGGACGAAAAAUGCGAGGAGAGUUUUAUAGAGCUCAAGAAGCGUUUGACUACGGCCCCAGUUUUAGUUAUCCCGGAUAUCAAUAUCCCGUAUGAAGUCUGUUGUGAUGCAUCGAAGAAAGGACUCGGAGGAGUUCUAAUGCAGAAUGGGCAAGUAGUAGCUUACGUUUCUCGACAAUUGAGACCGCAUGAAGAAAACUACCCUACUCAUGACUAA